CCCCCACCCUCAGGGCCCUGCUCUGCCUCGGUGAGAUGGGAAGCAGAGGGGAGCCCUGAUCUGUCAGGAUCCAGGACUCAGGAGGCUCAUGGGGAGGAGGGUGCUGCUCAGGGGUCAGGGCAACACUCUUACAGGGACUCUCUUCCAGGGCUGAGUGUGGGCCUCAGGACCCCAGUGCAGGCAGGACCCCUCCCCAAGCCCACGCUCUGGGCUGAGCCAGGCCCUGUGAUCCCCUGGGGGAGCCCCGUGACCAUCUGGUGUGAGGGAACCACAGGGGCUGAGGAGUACCAUCUGGAGAAAGAGGGAAGCCCAGCACUAUGGAAUAUACAGAAGCCACAGGAGCCUGGGGACAAGGCCAAGUUCUCCAUCACACACAUGACAGAGAGUGACGCAGGGAUAUAUCACUGUUACUAUCUCAGCCCCACUAACUUGUCAGAGCGCAGUGACCCCCUGGAGCUGGUGAUGACAGGAUCCUACAGCAAACCCAGCCUCUCAGCCCUGCCCAGCCAUGUCGUGCCCUCAGGAGGGAACGUGACCCUCCAGUGUGGAUCAGGGCAGGGAUUUGGCAGGUUCAUUCUAAAAAAAGAAGGAGAUCACAGCCUCUCCUGGACACUUCACUCACAUCGACAGCCCAGUGGGCAGUUCCAGGCCCUCUUCCCUGUGGGCCCUGUGACCCCAAACCACAGGGGGACCUUCAGAUGCUAUGGCUGUUACAGGAACAACCCCCAGGUGUGGUCACACCCCAGUGACCCCUUGGAGCUCCUGGUCUCAGGAGACUUCCCCAAACCCUCCAUCUGGGCUGCCCCAGGCCCCAUCGUCACCAACAGGAGCUCUGUGACCAUCUGGUGUCAGGGGUCUCUGCAGGCUAGUGCCUACCUUCUGUAUAAAGAGAGCGGCUCUGAGCCCUUGGAUACAAGGAUC
Molecule: messenger RNA, 921 nt
Organism: Myotis davidii
Lineage: Eukaryota; Metazoa; Chordata; Mammalia; Chiroptera; Vespertilionidae
Product: leukocyte immunoglobulin-like receptor subfamily A member 6
Exons: 4
Source: RefSeq, a predicted model, not a curated record